AUGUCGAUGUUGAUCAGAACCGGGACUUUGGUCCGCAAGAAUACCCGGAAGUCCUCUGUGCGCAGGACCAAAUCUGUUGGGAGUACAACAUCCGGUGGCCAUGUUCGUGCUUCUGAUGACGGAGACGGGCAGUCGAUGUCCUCAGUGCCGCCAUCGCCUGUUGCCAAGUUGCAUCACCUCUACACCGACCACAGCAACAACAGUUCUCCAGGCAAGUCUAGCCUGGCCACAACUACAAGUACCAUAGUGUCUUUAGACGACAACCGCCUGACCUACAAGAUUUCACUGGACAAGAACUUCCCUGCAAGCUCCAAUAGCCAGAGCACCAGUUUGCAGAUAGUGGAGGCUAAUGUGGAGGCUGACAACGUCUGCCAGUUCUUGUGUACAGCCGCGCAGAUCAUCUGCAGCAGCAGUAAGUACUAA
Molecule: messenger RNA, 423 nt
Organism: Candidula unifasciata
Lineage: Eukaryota; Metazoa; Mollusca; Gastropoda; Stylommatophora; Geomitridae
Source: the annotation of a GenBank genome assembly